This is a messenger RNA of Haliaeetus leucocephalus (bald eagle), 739 nucleotides long. RefSeq names its product lysophospholipase-like 1 (gene LYPLAL1). Lineage: Eukaryota; Metazoa; Chordata; Aves; Accipitriformes; Accipitridae. Gene Ontology annotation, cellular component: cytoplasm. Bases 6 to 716 code for a protein of 236 amino acids. The transcript is spliced from 5 exons. Gene Ontology annotation, biological process: protein depalmitoylation. The record is from RefSeq and is a predicted model, not a curated record. Gene Ontology annotation, molecular function: palmitoyl-(protein) hydrolase activity; carboxylic ester hydrolase activity.
CGGGCAUGGCGGCGCCCGCCGCGCUGCAGAGGAGCGUGGUGUCCCCUGCGGGCAGGCACACCGCCUCCCUCAUCUUCCUGCACGGCUCAGGUGACACUGGCCAAGGAGCAAGAACGUGGAUAAAACAAAUUUUGAAUCAAGACAUGGCUUUCCAACAUGUAAAAGUAAUUUACCCAACAGCUCCUGCCAGGCCAUAUACACCUAUGAAAGGAGCCUUUUCCACUGUGUGGUUUGACAGGUAUAAGAUCUCUAAUGACUGUCCAGAACACAUUGAAAGUAUUGAUUCUAUGUGCCAGAGACUUACAGACUUGAUCAACGAUGAGAUUAAAAACGGCAUUGCAAAGAAUAGGAUACUAAUAGGAGGCUUUUCGAUGGGAGGUGGAAUGGCAAUGCAUUUAGCAUACAGGUUUCAUCAAGAUCUGGCAGGAGUCUUUGCUUUGUCUAGUUUUCUCAAUAAAGACUCUUCUGUUUACCAGGCUUUGAAAAGAAAUCAAAGUGUUCUUCCAGAAUUAUUUCAGUGUCAUGGAACUGCUGAUGAACUAGUUCUCUACUCAUGGGGUGAAGAGACCAACAAGAUGUUAAAGUCACUGGGAGUAUCAGCAUCACUUCAUACUUUUCCAAACCUUAAUCAUGAGUUAAGCAGAACUGAAAUAGAAAAACUAAAAACCUGGAUUGUAAAGAAAUUACCUGUUGAAGCAGCAAAGACAAACGAAUAAAAGAAGAUGCAGCUUUCAUAUAC